AAUUAUAAAUGAAAUUAUUGAAGCAAAAGUGUUGAAGCAAAAACGGAUUGCGUAUGUUUUAAUAACCGAUGUUAAUAUCUCGUAAAAGUGUUUAUCUUUACAUUACACCGGAUUAUGUUUUAAUAGAUUGUUAUAACUGAUAAUCUUUUAACAAUUAUUCCCGGCAGGCGAUAUCACGCGGGGUGGCUAGAAUCACGUGCUUUUGUAUAGUAAUACCCUUGAGAAAAUGGCGACUGCUGAGCCCCAAUACAUGCCGGAAGAGAACGCAAGGAAGAAUGACAGACACGAAACAAAAACAAAACAAGUCAUGGACACGGGAUAUGCGUGGAAUAUAUUGUUAGGAAGUGUUAUCAAUUACCUGUUCGGGUUAGGCUCAUUGAAAUCAUUUGGUGUGUUGUACACAGAGAUGUUGGAUCAUUUCUCGGCAGGAUCUGGAAAUACAGCUUGGAUAGGCAGCAUAACCUGGUUUCUUGUACAGGUCCUUGCGCCAUUUGCAAAUUGUCUAUGCAAAAGAUACUCCUUCCGAUUGGUUUCGCUUAUUGGUGGUAUAAUGGUCGGAUGUGGUUAUUUCUUGUCUGGAUUUGUUACUCGAAUUGAGCUUAUGUACUUAACCUUUACGAUUAUUGGAAUCGGAUAUUGUUUGUCAUACGUGUCAGCUUCCAUUAUUAUCAGCUUAUAUUUCAAGAAAAGAAGAACUUUAGCAAAUGGCGUUAUGGUAUCAGCCGGAGGGGUUGCUGUUCUUUCGUUCCCAUCCCUUUACAGGUUUUUAAUAAACAAAUAUGGUCUAUCACAAGCACUUUGGGUGAUAGGUGCAAUCGUUUCAAACAUUUGUGUGGCAGGCUGUUUAUUUCUGGAGCCAAACAAACCACCUCCAAGCAAUAAUGAACAGGCAAGAAUUGAAGAAAGCAUUUCAAGUGAAACUGAUGAAAACCAGAAAAAAUGUUUCAAUGCACUUAACUUAAAUUUUUGUUUGUUUAAGAACAGACGUUUCACACUGUUGAUUAUAGCUUUCACUGUCUGUACAUUUGGUCACAUUAGCAAUUACAUUUUAAUUCCUGCUCAUAUUAAAACACUUGGGUAAAGUAACACUUACAUUACAAUAGGUGUAUCUAUAACUGGUGGUGCAGAAUUAAUCGCAAGGAUUGCUGUAGGAUGGUUUGCAGACUUGAAUAUUAUUCAAAAGAAAUAUAUAUUCGUAGUCUGUAUGUUUCUUGGAGGAGUUUUUGCAUUGAUAUCACCACUUUUCUGAUUCUUUUACGUUUAUGGUAGUAUACGCCGGAGUUGCGGGAGCGUUUCCAGCGUCAUAUCUUGCCCUUAUAUCAGUCUUAGCGAUUGAAAGAGUGGGCAUGGACAAUUUCCCAGCAGCCCUCUCGAUCAUUUUUGUCUUUACGUCAAUUCCGUCUUUGAUCUGCCUGCCUAUAGCAGGUAGGUAUAACAUAUUAACUCGGAACUUUAACAAGCUUUGACUUUCAUAAAACAUUAAUACAAAUGUAUAAUAAAUAUGUAUGUUAACUUAUUCUGAGAAUACAAAUUAUUAUACUUAUUGAGUUAUUAUCUAAAAUACUAAGCUUUCUAUUUAUUUUACUUAAAUUGUAUUACACAUUUUAUAUAUACUUUAUAAUAAAGAAAUAGCACACAUUACUUAGAAUUAUAGUGACCGAUCAGUCAGCCAACAAAAUGUCAAUGGACCAAAGGAACACAUUUAUAUAUGUAAAUGGUUCAACGCACUCAUAUUUUCUUAAUUUUGUCAUUUUUUUAAAUUUGUAUGUUUUAAAAUGUAUUAAAAAAAUCACAUAUUUUUGUCAGGUUGGAUGGCAGAUUAUUACGGAAGCUGGUAUCCUGCUUUUAUCUUAACCGGCAUUAUUCUUAAUUGUUCUGGUGUUAUACUUUUACUAGAACCAGUUGUCAUUCGAUAUGGCAUGGGCAAGACCUAUUCAUUAAAAAAUGUUGAUAAAGAAUUGGCAUCUCGAGUAAACUUAGCGUAUAGACAUGACGGACAAGAGGAUAAUUUGAAUAAUACUUAUAAAGUGGAAGAAACACACUUACCCAAUAAGGAAAUGUAAAUCUAGAAGAAAAAAAAAGAAACAUGUAAAUUGAAAACCAUAUACUUACAUUUGUAUAAGAAUAUCACGUAAUAUAUUAUCAAGUGCAAGGAUUUUUCUUUGAUGACACUUAAAAUAAAUAAAACGUCUAAAUAUAUGUUCUUGUGGUUAAUGAAAACUAGAGUUAUUGUUUUGAGUAAAAUAUUUUACAUCCUUGCAUUGUGUAUUAUCAAGAUUUAAAGAUUUGUUUUUGUAAAAAUUGAUUGUAAGCUAAACAAAUAAUGUCCUCAUCAACACGACGAUGAAAUUAUUAUGUCUGGAAGUUUGUUUGCGACAAUGCUAUCUUUAUGAAAGGGAAGGCGAAAGUUAAAGAAAUAAUUGUUUGUAAUUCAAAGAUUUAAUAAAA
Ruditapes philippinarum (Manila clam) is the source of this 2448-nucleotide messenger RNA. Its product is annotated as monocarboxylate transporter 4-like. The record is from RefSeq and is a predicted model, not a curated record. The transcript is spliced from 6 exons. Bases 227 to 1081 code for a protein of 284 amino acids. Gene Ontology annotation, biological process: monocarboxylic acid transport; transmembrane transport. Gene Ontology annotation, molecular function: monocarboxylic acid transmembrane transporter activity. Lineage: Eukaryota; Metazoa; Mollusca; Bivalvia; Venerida; Veneridae.